Messenger RNA from Bactrocera latifrons, 6279 nucleotides. RefSeq names its product poly(A) RNA polymerase gld-2 homolog B-like. The coding region runs from base 779 to 6112 and encodes 1777 amino acids. Gene Ontology annotation, molecular function: poly(A) RNA polymerase activity. The record is from RefSeq and is a predicted model, not a curated record. Gene Ontology annotation, cellular component: cytosol. Lineage: Eukaryota; Metazoa; Arthropoda; Insecta; Diptera; Tephritidae. The transcript is spliced from 10 exons.
AGAAGGAAAACGGAAUCGAGUGGAAAUUCGCAAGAGUAUAAUUUGCACAAUUUCCAUCAGUGCGGACAAGAUAUUUAAAAUAAAAUUAAAAAAUUCAAAAUAUAAUAAUAAUARUUGUUAUUAUAAGUGCAUUAUUUUGAAAACCGCCUGACGUUAAGAAAAAAAGCUUCAUUUUUAGUCGGUACUGUAGAGCCGGCUGUAUGUAGAUGUGUGCUGAACCAUAAUGUGCAAUUCAAUGAAUUUUGGUUUUGAGGCAAUGUUGUAGUGAAUUUGGAAGUAAAUACAGUCUGUGUCUCAAAGAUUUCGUGUUACAAACAGAACCACAUUCAGAAAGUCAUUGCUUAAAUUCCCUUAUUGUGAAAAUAUUGAAACUUUCGAUAMCAAAUAAAAAGCGGGACUUCAGUAGAUGUAUUAUAAUCGGUGAGUUGCAGUUUUUAAGAGCCGUUAGAAUAUGGCCGAUUAAUGGAAGUGCAGUUACUUUUGGCUCAUGAGAUAAAGGAAGGAAUAAAUUCCGCAUAUUUUUCCAGUUGACAGAAACUAUGACCGAAAAAAAUCCGUCAAUAUAUUCUGAAACUAAGGUAUUUAAGCCCAAACAUUGAAACACGAGUMAAACUUAAAUUUUAAACCGACUUACAUAUGUGAUAUUCUUACAAAASGUAGAACACUAUUGUACGGUACAUGUAAAAUAAACACAAAUGUCGGUAAUUUUAGGAGGGUGUUAAAUAAUAUUUGAUUUAAAAUAGCUCGAUAUUAAAUCUAGUAUUGCGUUGAGAUUGAAAUGGUUGCAGGCAACAUGAAAAUCAUAACACUUACAAACGUAUCAACUGUAAAAAAUCAACCAGUCAGCAACAAUGUGGUAAAAGCUAGCUCCCCAAAUUCGAUGAAUAAAGCAAAUGUUAGUCAACAAACGCAAGGUAGCAAUACAAACGAAUCUCCUAAGAUGAGGUAUUUUAAUGGAACUAGUAUAUAUAAUCACAAUACCAGUACUAAGUCGCUGCAAACACCAAAACAAUGUAAUUCUAACAACAAAAAUUGUAAAAAAYCACAAUCUCACAUGUUCUACAACAUUCCAACCACAUCAGUUUUAAAUCGCAAGAAAUACUAUCAGCAACAUCACCAUCAUAACCAACAUCAGCACAAUUUUGUUAAUAACAGUAAGGAGAUCAGAAAUAAUAUUCCAAUUAAGAAUCAUGAUAUGUUAGAAUCUGAUCCUUCGAACCCAAUAGAUGCACAUCUUGCAUGUGUGCAAAAACAAAAUAUAUCAGUUGAUAACAGUAAAGUGGAAGAUUUCGUAAAUAAYAAUACAACAACAUUAAAUGUCAACAACAUAUGUAUACAACAAAUUCCUGAUGAUACUUGCGAUGGUACGACCGUUGACAAUUCCAUUGCUCUUUCUUCGCACAGAGCAAAAUCAGAGUUCAAACAACACGCCCCUUCAACAGAUAACUUUCCAGUCUCAACACCCGCCGAUAAACAUAAUUGUGUUGGUGAAAAUAAAAGUAUUAACCUUGAUUGCAAUAGCUGUUGGACUAAUCUCGUUGCUCCUCAGUGUACUGAAUCUCCGGCUUCGCUAUCAUGGCCAUGGGUACACAUAAGUAGACGUAAAAGUUCUUCAAUUAGUUCAACAUCGUCGUACUCUUCGUCAGUGUCAUCAGCAUUAUCAAUUUCCGCCGAAAGUAACCCGGAAUUUCAACAAAGUAUCAGCGUUACAUACGCAAAUAACUCAUAUACAUCGAAGAAAAAGUCAUUUCGAAAAGGUAAUACCAAUAAUAAUAACAGAGGUAACAUAGAUACCCGUUAUUCGUCUCCACGUAUAAAGGGCCAAAGGCAACGGAGGGCUACUAACGUAUCGAAUACGACAGAUGAGGUUCCACUAAUUACUGAAUGUCAAAGGAAUAUACACCCCGCUGAUCCUACAGCGAUGAGCACUGUGUUGGCUACGAACACAGUUUCUGCCACAGCAACAACAACAAGUACUGUCGAUUCUAAAGUGGAAAUAACUAUUGCUGCAGAAAAUGCAAGUGGUUUAGUUAAGUCUACAAGUAAUGUAACACUAACCGUUGCAUCUCCUUCAUCAUCAUCUCUCCAAGAUAUAACUAAUAUAGACGAAUUUGCUAGUUUGUCAAUACUACCUGUAGCACCGCAACCGUCAGGCGAAAGCACAAAUUCUUCCGUUUCUUUGACGACGCCAUCCAGUUCUCCGACGGCAUCAACGCCGGGAACAUCACCCUCCAAUUCAUACUCUUUAGACUUUUUGCACUCAGUAGGUGUACAAAUGACUGGUGGAGCAAAUCUAUCGGCACUGUGCAAGAAUAAUACAAACAAUAGCCGCACAAUAACGCCAUUCAAUAGUCAGAAUACAGGUGUAAUGUCACCUGUGCAUACCGCAUACUCCUACCAAAAUAUUUUACCACAAAGAUCUCACCCAAUGCAUGGUCGUUAUACGCCUAACAGUGGAGGUAUUGGCGUUGGUAACAGCGGCAAUCAUAUGAGAGACCAACGGGCACAUCGCUUCCAGCAAAACCACCAUCAUCAUCAUCCGCAGCAACUGACAAUUGCCUCGUUUAUGCAGAAAGAACUUUUAAAUGAAAACGUUCUGGCCGGUAGCAACAGAUCUGAUAUCUCUGAUAACGGUCCAGAGGACAGUGAUGGCGUCGAUGUUAACAAUAACAAUGCUGAAUAUACAAAUCAACAUUCCUAUCGAAACCAUCAGCGUUUUCAUAACUACUACCAGUCGCACUAUCAACAAUCACAGCAGCAUCGUCUAUCCGGAAUACAGCAUGGGUAUGUUACACUGCAUCCUUCGUAUAACAGAGAAGCGGAAAACGAAGGCGGUUCACUUGUAAGUCGAAGCGGAAGUUAUGCUUACUCGCAACAUGUUAAGCGCAAUAAUACGUAUCAAAAUCAUCAAAAUAAUGGCGAGGCUACAUCGAAUUCUGGUCAAUCGCUUCCUGUUCAUAAAAAUAGUGUAGAAGAUAYAGACAGCGAAAAUGUUAAUGCUAGUAACAAUGCCAAGGGAAAUAAUGCAAAUAAUAAUUCAUGGUCUUCCAAGCAGUUUCAUCAGAAGCUAUUGAGUUCUAAAAAAUCAAAUAGCGGUUCUAAUGUGUCAUAUUCGUGUUCAUCCUCGUCAUCCACAACGUCAUCGGUAUCCUCUAAUUCAUCUCAGGCUUCAACCAGUUCUUAUCGACAACAGAAAGGGAAAUCAUCCUCUCAAAUGAAUUUAAUAAUCGAAACCCUUCCUAGAAAAGUGAACACGUCUAUACAUCGCGGUAAUCACAGAGUGCAACAGGUAAAUUACCAUAACCAACAAUAUACAUCGGCUGCAGGUGGUUCACAGCCAUCGACUGCUCAACAAACCCAUCAAAAUAUUCAUAAUUUGACCUAUGUUAAUACCGAGAGUCUUACAAGUAUGUCUGGCGUUGGCAUGGGUUCAGCAGUUCCAUCGCGUAGCUGUAGCCCUUCACUACCUCCGCCUGUAGCUAGUACWUCGGGGGGCCAAUCCCAAGAUGCUGUUUCAUCUGUGGUACUUUCAUAUACCCCUAAUCACUUUCAAUCGCAAGAACAACAUCAGCAAAGUUUUAUAUCCGGGAAAUGCUUGACACCUUUUGCCUUAAAUGUACCUUCUACACAUGUGCAUUCAACAUCCCCACAUCCGGUUGGGAAUAUGAUUUCUUACGCACAGCUGAACGAUUCUGUCACGUCCUUUGAUUCAAAUCAAGUACCGAGCGCUGUUCAAGGAGCAAAAACUCGCGACUACGAUGACUCGGAUUCCUCGUCGACAAAUUCAGCGGUACAGCCACAGCGUCGAAAUAAAUAUCAGCAAGCAAAAUCAGUAUCGCUCUCGUCAUCGUCGUCAACAUCUUCGACCUCCUCGUCAACUACGAGAAAUUUUAAUAGACCAGUGCCUGUGUUAUCUAUUGUUGCUAUGUCACAUUUGCAGAGCCCAGAACCCACCGAAUUCGGGUAUAAUCCAAAAUUUUGUUCAACAUCUCAGCAUUACGCGCCCCAGACUCAACCAUUACCUUCACCUCAACAACAAUCGCCAUUUCGUACUAAUGGAGUUAUAUCAAUGCUAAAUGUGCCUUUUGCCAAUAAUUAUUCGGAAGAUGAUUUGAAUUCUAUGAAACAACAUUCUCUGAAAAACCAAAGCAUACAUCCUCAUCAGCGGCAUUUUUACUUUGCAUCCGGAGAGCAUUUAAAUGCUACCCCGUUGUCAGCACAUGUUGCGAAUGCCGGGUACUGGAGUCCGUUACAAAACUCCAGCUUCUUAUACCCUCAGCCUGCUAAUUUUUUGGCAACUGCACCUUGUCUGACACCGACCGCAACUCUGUCACCUGGCUUUAGCGAACAGGAUGAUCACCAUUUUCACCAUCCGCACAAUCAACAGCAACUCAACAUUGUUAACCAGACAGAGGGCUUACCGUCAGCCGGCCAAAUAAAAAGCAGUUCAACUCCACAAAUGGGUGGUGCCAUCAUGUCACAACAACCACACCAGCGUCUGACACAGUCAACAGCAUCACAAGGUGGAAUAGUAACGACUACCACAAAUGUAGCUGCGUUACGUCAACGUAAUGUCGGACGUAAUAGUCAACAACAGACGCUGCACCAUCAUCAACAAAUGACUGCCCCGCCACCAACUCCUAUUUCUCAUGUAUAUCCCCAGCAUAAUCUGCUCUUUGGUGGACCAACGACUCACAUUCGUACUGCUUCCAAUACUGUUCAUGAAUUUUUUACUCAUACACCACCUGACCGGUUUUUAGCCCGAGCACAUCUUAUAGAAGCUAAAGAAGCUCCGUGCUCAUUAUUGAAUAACUCGAAAUGGGACAACCUAUCGCAAGAUGUCUGGAACAAAUUUAUAAACUCUCAACAAACUGAGGAGACCUUCAAGCAGAAAAUGCGGUUAUGGCGCUAUCUCUAUAUUAUUAUUAAGAACACUUAUCCACGUUUUGGCCUAUAUCUGGUGGGUUCUACUAUUUCCGGAUUUGGGGCAGAUACUUCCGAUGUAGAUAUGUGUUUAGUGUCACGCAGUACGUCAAAUGUGGAACCCCGAAUGGAAGCACUGUUCAACUUGACUGUCCUGCGAGAUUAUCUGAGCAAAUCAGCCGAGUUCGAAAAUUUCAACCUUAUUGAAGCAAAAGUACCAAUAUUACGCUUCAGAGAUCGAAUUCAUCAGCUGGAAGUAGAUUUAAACUUUAACAACUGUGUAGGGAUCAGAAACACACAUUUAUUAUAUUGCUAUUCACAGCUUGAUUGGCGUUUACGACCCAUGGUGUUAGUUACAAAACUAUGGGCGCAAUAUCAUAACAUUAACAAUGCCAAAAAUAUGACAAUAUCCAGCUAUUCUUUGGUUCUUAUGGUAAUACACUUUUUACAGUACGCUGUCAGGCCAGCGGUGCUUCCGUGUUUACAUGAUUUAUUUCCUGAUAAAUUUCCAUUGCUGCGAUCAAAUGACUUUGGUUACGUGGAUAUGAACGAAACUAUUGAUCCAUAUGAGUCUAAAAACACACAAACUAUCGGUGAACUUUUUCUCUACUUUCUAGAGUACUAUAGUUGUUUUGAUUUCACACAAUUUGCCAUUUCAAUUCGUACUGGUGGUCUUCUUCCAAUAAACGUGUGCCGCCUGGCGAAGUCAUCGAAAAACGAUAUCCACCAAUGGAAGGAGCUCUGCAUUGAAGAACCAUUUGAUUUAACAAAUACAGCGAGAUCGGUGUAUGAUUUCGAAACAUUUGAACGAGUCAAAGCAGUAUUUGUGGCUUCUUGGCGAAUAUUACAGCAAACAUUAGAUUUGAAUUCCAUUUUUGCACCAAUUAUUGUACCGCCAACAAACAGUAUUGUCUCCACGUUGAGACACACGGGCUUUCAAUAUGAUGACUGUCAUAAUAGCGCAUCUUCACACGUUUCUACUACGGAUUCCAAUACUAUAAAUAUGAAUGCGAAUGGAUCUACAACUCUUUUAAGUUCAGACAAUAGUUCGAAUCUGUCACCUGCUAUUUCAGUGGCGUCGUUACCGAUCGAGACAAACAACAACAAUCCUGUUACAAAAGAAAUAUUUAACAAUGGGAACGGAAAUAGUAAAUCCACUGGAGGUUCACUAACAGAGCUGGUUUCUUGAGCUAUUUUACACUGCAGCGAAAUAUUCAAACAUGUGUGGCGUGAUUCUCUUCAAAAUCUACAUGCAUGUAAGUUUUAUUGUUGCGCAGAACCAUACAAAAUGAAAAAUCUCUAGUCAUACUGCAGGUCAUGCUAAAAGACUGAUAUUAUGAUUUAUUAAGUUAAGAA